Molecule: messenger RNA, 1669 nt
Organism: Coregonus clupeaformis (lake whitefish)
Lineage: Eukaryota; Metazoa; Chordata; Actinopteri; Salmoniformes; Salmonidae
Product: B-cell receptor CD22-like
Exons: 5
Coding region: 117-1067 (316 amino acids)
Source: RefSeq, a predicted model, not a curated record
ACUGCUGGUCAGAUAACACAUAGCAGAGCUAUUGGUACUACGUUCUUGGAUCAAAGAUUGUAUUGAUUAUAUAUUUUCUGGAAUACAACUCUCCUUCCUACAGGGCUAAAGCCGCUAUGCACUGUCAAUACAUCCUACCGUUAUCUCUGUUAACUCUGCUCUCCCUGACAGGCACACUGGCCCAGACCUGGUCUGUUUGGUACCGUGACAAGACUGCUGUUAUCUGUGCAUCAAAAGGCUCAUCAGUGGCAUUUGACUGUACAUACAGCUACCCAGCUACCCAGCAAGUUAUAAGAAAGCUAUGGUUCACUCCGAGAGGUGGUAAAAAACUAGACGGCUCACAGCAGGGAGAUGUAGUGUAUGACACAUCUAGACUGAUUAAGACAAGAUACAGUGGAAGAACAGAGUUUUAUGACCAAGACAAUAACUGCACACUGAAACUCAACAAUGUGACUGAAGAUGACAGUGGCAGAUUUUUCUUCAGAUUUCACUCAAAUCAGGGAUUUACAGGACCAGGGGGUGUAGACCUGAACAUAUCAGUCUUAUCCCUAAAGUUAAAUGAAAAUGGCCCUGUUAAGGAGAGAGACCACGUCACCCUGGCCUGCACCUCCAACUGUAACCCUCCUCAAAUGGAGUUCCUCUGGUUUAAAGAUGGCCGCCCACUCCCUGGUGUCUCUGGUGUCCCUGGUGGGCAGUAUCCCCUAGGUCCACUUUCCCCUAAUGACACUGGGUGCUACACCUGUGGUCUGGGGCAAGGCACAUCUACAUCAAUACUGCUGGAUGUGAUAUAUGCUUCAAGGGACGUUUCUUUUAAGGCCAGCCCGAGCCCUGAGGUAGUGAAAGGCAGUCAUCUGACUCUGACCUGCAGCAAUAACGCCAACCCUGCAGCAGAGACCUACACCUGGUUUCAGAGGACAGGACUGCUAACUUCACUAAGAUUAGGGACGGGGAAAGAACACACCUUCAACCAAAUGUUAUUUCAAAAGAUAUACCAUACUGGCAUUGACAUCCACCAACUGUUGGUUUGGUUUGGUUUGGUUUGGUUUGGCCCACAGUGGAAAGCAUGACAGGCCUCUCGCUUUGUUUUAUCAUCCACAGACGGAAGUGGAUCACGGCCGAGAAGAAGCUUCCGACCAAACCAGUCCCCCAGAUACAGAAAGCAACCUUGUCUACACCAGAGGACAUCUAUGAAAAUAUGAGACGGUCAGCCAAGCCGAUCACUGAUCCUGAUGAUCUGAACUACGCAGAGCUCAAAAUCAGGCCUGCUCCUUCACCCAGGUAAAUAACCACAGAGUGAGUGAGACUCUCAAAGUAAAUUGCACAAGGAUUUUCUUUUGUAUCAAAACACUUGCAUAAUAACUUGCAAAAAACGUGUACGCAAUAAUGCAAUAACAGGCUUACAUAUCGUAGUGUCUGUAAUAUAGUAAUAACUACUGGGUAAAUACAAAUGUAGGUCUGCACUAAAACCUGUUCCCCUUAAAAGGAGGCAGCAUAAUAACAAGGCAGAGGAUGAUGAUGCAGUUAUCUACAGCCAACCACAAACAUACUGAGGUGGUCAGAGAACUUUGAUAUCUAGACCACAAGGCCUACAGUAGGGUUGCCCAACCCUGUUCCUGGAGAGCUACCCUCCUGUAGGUUUUCACUGCAACCCCAGGUGUUACUAACCUGA